AUGAACUUUAAAUCUGUUGCAGCUCUAUUGGACGGCGUGCACACUGAUUUCACCGUUUCGGUGUUCGAGGACAUUAUUUUCAUCGUCAUCACUCAGAACUCAAAACUGGGAACCUUGUACCUGUUCAAGCCAGAGUGUUUAUCAUCGAAAGACCAAGGAUAUGAUAUAAAAGCGUUAUUUGGUCGUGAAGAUGAUAACUUAACAUCACACAUUGUAAGUUUAAUGCUCGCACUGAACGUUGAUCGCAGAGCUAUUGUUUCGCUUAUGCUUAGCAAUACCAGCUUUAGGACCAUUAGGGCUAUUCAAGAAGUGUUAUCGUCCAUGAUUUGA
Sipha flava (yellow sugarcane aphid) is the source of this 330-nucleotide messenger RNA. Its product is annotated as proteasome assembly chaperone 3-like. Gene Ontology annotation, biological process: proteasome assembly. NCBI's taxonomy places the organism in Eukaryota, Metazoa, Arthropoda, Insecta, Hemiptera, Aphididae. The record is from RefSeq and is a predicted model, not a curated record. Bases 1 to 330 code for a protein of 109 amino acids. The transcript is spliced from 3 exons.